AUGCAUCAUGCAUGCCAUGUCUGCGGAGACUCAGAUGCACCUUAUUGUUGUGAAGAUUGCUUUUCAGUCAAUUUAUUUUGCUGCUCGUGCAUGAUUACACUGCACCAGAAUUUACUGCUUCAUCGAGUCAAGAAAUGGCAGGAUGGAUAUUUUCACUCUGCGACUUUGAAGCAACUUGGAUUGUGCAUCCAAUUGGGAGACCACGCUGAGCAACUUUGUCACAAUCCCAAACCUGCCAGAAACAACAACUUUGUCAUAAUUGAUGUCCAUGGAAUACACAAGGUCGCACUUGACUUCUGUGAUUGCACCAAUGCAUCCUCCCACUACAGACAACUUCUCCACAGGCAGUUGUAUCCAGCAACUUCAACUGACCCAAGGACUGCUGCAACAUUCGCAGUACUCGAACAUUUUCACCUCCUAUCAUUUGAGUCCAAAGGCCCUGCUUAUGAGUUUUACCACUCCCUCGCAUGUUGA
Suillus subaureus is the source of this 474-nucleotide messenger RNA. RefSeq lists its product as uncharacterized. The transcript has 2 exons. The record is from RefSeq and is a predicted model, not a curated record. Bases 1 to 474 code for a protein of 157 amino acids. Lineage: Eukaryota; Fungi; Basidiomycota; Agaricomycetes; Boletales; Suillaceae.